Rhipicephalus sanguineus (brown dog tick) is the source of this 5269-nucleotide messenger RNA. It is a transcript of the gene Plod, whose product is annotated as procollagen-lysine,2-oxoglutarate 5-dioxygenase. The coding region runs from base 51 to 2393 and encodes 780 amino acids. The transcript is spliced from 22 exons. NCBI's taxonomy places the organism in Eukaryota, Metazoa, Arthropoda, Arachnida, Ixodida, Ixodidae. Gene Ontology annotation, biological process: peptidyl-lysine hydroxylation. Gene Ontology annotation, cellular component: endoplasmic reticulum. Gene Ontology annotation, molecular function: iron ion binding; procollagen-lysine 5-dioxygenase activity; L-ascorbic acid binding. The record is from RefSeq and is a predicted model, not a curated record.
GCCGCCGCGCAGAAGGGAAGGGACCACCGCCUCGCCUGUCCCGUUUCAAAAUGGCCGCGCCAUGGCUGGUGGUCAUCGCCUUCUUAGCAACUUUCUCGGGUCACGCGGUCGCUGAUGAGGAUUCUCAAGGCAAAACAGGUUUCUGCAACGUUGCCGCCGACAGCGAGGGCCAAGGCAUUGCCUGCCAGCCUCCUGUGGAUGCCAACGAGCAUGUCAAGUCAGUUUACGUCGCAAACGAUUCUGAAUCAGUGAAACCCGGCACUCACCGGCUAGUGAUAUUCACUGUCGCUAGUGACGAGACGGAUGGUUUUAAGCGUUUUGCUCGCUCCGCUAAAAUAUAUGGCCUCGAACCAAAGAUUCUUGGAAUGCACGAAGACUGGCUUGGUGGUGACAUGGCUAAAGGCAUGGGAGGUGGCUACAAAGUCAGGCUCCUAAAGAAGGCACUGGAGGAUUACAAGGAUGACGUGGCAACAUUAAUCAUGUUUGUUGACAGUUAUGAUGUCAUAUUCAGUGCCGGCGAAGAUGAAAUACUCCGGAAGUUCUACAAAUUCAACGCCAAUGUUGUGUUUUCUGCCGAGGGCUUUUGCUGGCCGGACAGAAGUCUUGCGGAAGCUUAUCCAAGAGCAAAUGGGGAACGUUUCUUGAAUUCAGGAGCUUGCCCCGAUUUCUCAUUCGCAGGUUUCAUCGGUUAUGCCCGCCAGUUGUAUAGCAUUGUUUCUAGCUCCGAUCUGGAAGACGAUGCGGACGACCAGUUGUUCUACACAAAGAUUUACCUCAAUGAGGACCUUAGGAGAAAAUGGGGCAUCAAGCUGGACCACAAAGCUGAAAUUUUCCAGAAUCUGAACGGAGCAGUAGGCGAUGUUGAGCUACUGGGCUUAGACUCUGAGCCAUACCUGCAUAAUUCUGCGUAUGGGACGACGCCUUUGGUUAUACAUGGCAAUGGGCCCAGCAAAGUCACAUUGAACAACCUUGGAAACUACCUUGCCAAGUCCUGGAACGAUAUGGCUGGUUGCCGCGUUUGCUAUGACACCUUCAGUCUUUCCGACAAGCUGGACUCUGAGCUUCCUAAGGUUCUGAUUGGCAUCUUUGUGGAGCACCCCACGCCUUUCUUGAAAGAAGCUCUGCAGAAAGUCUACAGCCUGAACUACCCCAAGGAGAAGAUACAUCUCUUUGUGCAUAAUGCUGAGGAGUUCCACAAUGAAGAAGUGACCAAAUUUGUGGAGGAGAAAGGGCCGGCCUACCACUCCGUGAAGUACCUGGAUGUAUCCGAGGCCAAAAAAGAGUGGCAUGCUCGCAAUCUGGCUCUGGAGGAGUGUUUGAAGAUCAACUGCGAUUACGCCUUCUUUGUGGACAGUGAAGCCCAUCUUGACAAUCCCGACACUCUGAGGCUUCUCAUAGAGACAAACAGGACGAUUGUAGCACCACUGCUGUCAAGAGAGAAAAGCCUGUGGUCCAACUUCUGGGGUGCCCUCUCUGCAGACGGCUACUACGCACGGUCCCACGACUACGUGUCUCUCGUGAAACGGGAGCGCAAGGGCAUAUGGAACGUGCCUUUCCUGAACGGGGCGUACCUGAUCAAUGGUUCGCUGGUCAAGUCGCGCGAGAAAUUCCCAUCCUUCAUCAACGGUCUCCUGGAUCCCGACAUGGCCUUCUGCAAGAACAUGCGCGACAAGGGUAUAUUUAUGUUCCUGACAAACAUGGAUAACUACGGUCACCUCAUAAACGCCGAGACAUUUGACAUCAGGCACAAAAAUCCAGACUUCUAUGAAAUCUACAGCAAUCAAAAGGACUGGGAACGACGUUACCUUCAUGAAAAUUACACCAAAGUUCUUGAUCCCAGCUACAAGGUUGAUAUGCCUUGUCCAGAUGUGUACUGGUUCCCAGUUGUCAGCGAGACCUUCUGCGAACAUCUUAUUCAGAUAAUGGAAAAUUUCGGAAAGUGGUCCAGUGGCACAAAUGAAGAUGAACGACUUGCUGGGGGUUACGAGAACGUACCAACUAGGGACAUCCACAUGAACCAAGUUGGCUUGGAACAGCACUGGCUCUAUUUUCUCAGAGAAUACAUCAGACCUGUGCAAGAAAAAGUUUUCUUGGGAUACUUCCAUGAUCCUCCAAAAGCUAUUAUGAACUUUGUUGUUCGUUAUCAUCCGGAGGAGCAGUACUUCCUACGUCCACACCAUGACUCAUCGACAUACACUAUCAAUAUCGCCCUUAACAGACCACAUAUAGACUAUGAGGGUGGUGGCUGCCACUUUCUAAGGUACAACUGCAGUGUCGUAGACCUCAAACGUGGCUGGACCUUGAUGCACCCUGGACGUCUGACACAUUAUCACGAAGGCCUUGCGGUUACAAAAGGGACACGCUACAUUAUGGUCUCUUUUGUGGACCCUUAAGGUUGCUGCUUUUGUUUCCAUUUGCACUGGUGUGACUAUGUGCAGCAAACUAUUUCAUAUGGAAGCUUGAAGUUCUUAUUCUUCUCCUGUUCUACGAGUCAUCUAAAUUGAAGAAAUGUUGUGCUUGAAUCUUUGUGAGGGUUGCAACACAUGAUACUCUAGGAAAAGUUCAUGAAGUCUGCCGAUGGUUCAACGAUUUCCUGUGAAUUGCUACCAGUGAAACUGUUUUUGGGAAGCGUCCCUGGAUCUUUCAGUUCAGUGUAUGAACAGUGGCUAGAGGUCCUCUUGCAAAUGGGGCUGGUAUUUUAAAAUUUCUCAGAUGUCACUAUUCGUAGCAUGUCUGAAGAGGUACGGAAAGGUGUAAGAGGACUUUAGAGUGAAAGCAUGUGGUGUGUGUGACAAUAUAGGAGAACGGUAUUUUUUUACACGUGCCUUUAAUAGUCUCACGAAAAGCUGUAUGGUGUCAUCAUGCGACUCGGAGAUGUUAUGACUGUUUCCCAUUGCUACUGUCAUUUAUGCUUCUACUUUCUCAAGAAUUCAAAAUGAAUGUGCAAGGUUUACAUGAUUUACUAUGCUUUGGUGUGCUGUGUACUUGUAAUUCCUAUAUUUUGCUCAUGUCAUGUUUUUUAUGUCACAAGAUUCUUGCUCUGAGCAAUGGCUUUCUUUUUCUUAUGAUUAAUUACUAUAAGCCAACCUAUUGAAGUGACCUGCAGUCUUUAUACAAUUGCAGUUAUUGCAUGUAGUGGCUAUCCUAGCUUUAUUGUGUGGAAUAGCAAAUAGUUGAUGAUGACAAGCCUAAGUACACUAAUGUCUGCACUUGUUAGAGUAGCAACCAUCAUUUUUUAUUUAGUGCUCUGUCGUUUACACUCUCUCGGUCACUAGCGUAUAGUGGGAUGUUUGUCAUGGCUUCACAGCAAUUUGUUUGUCUUUGUAUCGUGCCAUCUCUUACCAUAUUAUUCCUACUUCUAUGAAGAACUUAUCUCUCAAUUUAAUUCAAGCUACUGCCAUUUAUGCAUCUAGUCAAAUUUUUACUUUAUAUGCUGUAUCAUAGCACAAUCAGUACGUGAAGGCAAUGGCUAUUCAUUAUUUAAAGUUCUGUCUUGAACAAAUUCUGUUUCGUUGUGCAGGCUAGAUUUGUUCAAUUGUCACUGUGUAUUUCUAGAUCACCUUUAUUUUAGCAGCAGUAGUUUUUCUCUUGGAGAGUGUGACUGAUCUGAAUGUGGUGGCUUUUAUAAGGACAAUGUUUGGUAUGUGUUUAUGGUGCCUAAUUAUUUUUGCAGCAAAAUUAUCGUCAUUUUGAGAUGAGCCUGGCAUAUUCAUUGCCACCUGACAUGCAAUACUUUAUACUGAAUUGCAACAAAUAAUGAUAAAUGUAAUGACAAAGCAGUCACCUAUAGAUUCUUGUUUCUGGACACAGGACUUUGUCAGCAUAACUUCCUACAAUGUUUUUUUUUUAAUUCAUGUUGCUGCCUUUUUUGCUUUUAUUUGACAACUUACUCAAACACGAGCCAUAAUCAUUAUGUGUUGGAAAUAUGUGCAGAUUCGUUACAUUUUUCAGCAUAAAAAUGUGAGUAAAAAAGAUGAAGCAUUUUUUUAUAUUAGCAUAUUGUAGCACACUCACUGAUGUCAGCCAAAACAAUGUGUUGGUAUAUGCAGUUGUCUCUAUUUGGUGUAUUUUGUCACUUUAUAAAACCUUUGCACAUUUGCCUAAUGCCGUGUGCUGAAUUUGGAUCUGUUGGAAAGGAUACUGCAAAUUGUUUAUGUGCACGAAACUAGUGUGAAGCAUGUAUCUUCUUGCAAUAGUGUUGUUUCCUUGACUGACGCCUUCAAGUACAGUAGUUUAGAGGACAUGAGUCGAGAGAAAAAGACAUUGUAGCCAAUGCACUUGCUUUCGACUCAAAAUGUGUCGUGGACAGACAAAGUUGAGUGGUGAGUUUGCUAGGAAACUUUACAUUUAUGCAAAUGAUGUGCCCCAUAAGUUUUCAUGGUCUGCCAUUCUCUCCAUGUGCACACGCUAGCUGUGUGCUAGCUGGCAGCUAUGAGCUCGCCAACUACGCAUGUAUUACAAGUGCCAAACUGUCCUGACCACUAGGUUUCUUAUUUACAUUUUUUGACUAUUUAUAGAUCGCAAUUUUGUUUUAUGCUCUUAACCUGCUGAAGCUUCCGGUCGCUGCUUGUGGGGCUGCUUUUUUUGUUAUUUUUCUUGUAGUCUAGUCUUAUAAUCAGCGCUUGAGAAUGUUCUCAAAGAGGAAAAUUAAAACUAACUGCGCAGAAACAUUCAGGGCUAGUUUAAUGUAGAACCCACAUUGCUCUUGGUUGGAGGACACUUACCUUUUUCAUAUACCCUGGAACCAACCAAAAGCUUCGCAGUAAACUCUGCUGCAUCUGCCAUGUAUAUGUUACUUUACCAGUUAUCAUGCAUGUCUGUGACUUGGUUUUCCAACAAGUGAUUUCAUAAUUGAAUGCAUUGUAGAGGAAUGAGUUCAUGAAAGUCGCACGUAUCCGGUGUCACAAGUGCUUCGCUUUUUUGUUGCACCAAUGUUUUAGGUUGGUGUUCGUUGUUGCUGCUUGCUCUUUCUCUUCUAAUGGUUUAUUGUAGGUGCCAAUACUCAUUUGCAAUCACUGUUUAGCUCUCAUCCCAAGCACCACUGAGUGGGCCUAUGUAAGCCUGACGUCACAUCCGCCACCAUCGUAGGGCCUGCAUAGUACAUUGAUGGGUUUACAGUGGUGCAGCUUUCCCUACUGCUGAGAAUGGUUCUUCGGACUUAAUUUGUGGCCAAUACUUGAACACAGCUGUGGUUGAAAAACUGCUUGAAAAAAUAUUUUGUACAAAUAAAUAAACAGUUUCUCAGAAUGUGUUUUUGCCUUGUCAUGGU